UUGGAGUUGAGAGGUAGCCGACUGUUACUACUGUCUGAGGACUGUGUUGCACAGUGUGCAAUGGUGUGCGGGUCCACUUGGUCUCGAAUGCAACACCAAGUGCAACGUCAACGUCGAACCCGAACGGACCGAAGUAACAAGUAAUAGUUAGUUGUUGGUGAAAGAUAUUGCUCGUCAACACUGCGAUAAUCCGCUCGGAGUAACUACGGACUAGUGAAGUCCUCGCCGAGAAUGGUGAUCUGGUGAUAGCGAUACUUGGCAUACGUUCGUUCGAACUUCCUUCUCAAGUACUACUACUAGUACUAGUACUAGCAUGUCCUGUACAUGUAGUGUUCAGGUGUUGGUCUUGUCAACCCGGAAAGUUCUUGCAACGAUCUGUCGAGGCAAACCGAUACCAAGGAAGAUGGCGGCGGUGACUCGAUGGAUCAUGGGGGUGGCAGUAUGUGCCGUACUGCUUUGCGGAGAAGCGACAGCGCAAACACACAUAAGUCGGUGCCCGAGCCUUACACCAAUGUCACCAACGACAACGCCCGUCACCGGUCCACCCAAGAUUUCAUAUGUGCGCCCGGUGCCCCUGUUGCUAAGUGAUACUUAUUUUAGCGCGCGGUCCUGCUAUGGGACCGGGUCAUUGCCAAUGAAUGUGACCUGGUACAAGGACGGCAAACUUGUCUGGUCGUGCAAAGGGCUUGGAGCGUUGCUCUAUUUCGGGCGGAAGUUUGAUUUCGAGGACGCGGGCACAUACACUUGCACCAUGACCAACGCCCUGGGCACAGACUCUCGCACGGUUAACGUCAGCUUUGUUGGUCCGCCAACUCUCAGCACCACUCCAGGAAGGCUAGUUGAAAACUCCGUGACCUCGAGAUCAGCCCGGCUUCAACUGCAGGUGCCGUCAUUCGACGGUGACCUUGCUAUUGACGAGUACAUUGUGACAUGUGUACCCAAUGUCACCAGCCACGGACUUCCCAGUGUGCUCUCUGUCUUCUCUCAACCGUUUGGCCAAGUGACAGGCCUUCAUCCAGCAACUGCAUAUUCAUGUUUCUAUCGAGUCGGCAACGCUAUGAAAUUGAGCGAGGAUAAACUUGCCGUCACACUUGUGACCAAGAGCGAAGUUCCAGAGCCGGUGGACUUCGGCAUCAUCAGCGUGGCUGCACGCACAGUCAACGUGUCUUUUCGACACCUGCAGUUCAAUUCUGACCAACUCAGCGCCUAUGUCAUCAGGGUCUCUGCACCUGCUUGCACCAGAUGCCAGUGCUUUGUGCAGAAUUGCACGUUGAAUGGAUUAGUUAGGUUACCUGUAGGCAACGACUCUGCUUUAGUAGAGGUAGCCUUUGACAAUCUUCGGCCAGCCACCUACUACGAGUUCACAGCGGUGGCCGAGAAUGUCGUCGGUUUCAGCGAGGUUGAGGUCGUGCGCUUUGUUACUACGGCUGAAGACCUUCCAGGUCCACCAUCCGCAGUGCAGGCAGAGACCGUGUCCAAUUCCUCAGUCCGGGUGUCGUGGAAAAGGCCGCUUGAUCCAAACGGGGAGAUAUUAUCUUACUCUCUCCGGGGUGGCCUUUUCAGCAAGGCAUUUACCUGGAAUCCGUCGCACGUCAACGUGCUGGUGCACCAACAUACCUUCACUGGUCUGACGGAUGGUGAUGUGUUUGUAGUGGACAUCGCCGCUAUGAAUGCCAUCGGCUCAGGAAAGCGCAUCCGCAGAGUUGUCGUGGUAAAUGCAUCAGCUGUGGUACCCACCUGCAAACUGCCAGGCAAUGCCAGAAUGCAGGUUCAAGCGAAUGAGUCCGACCCACGCAUCACUGACACGAAUUCAGUCGUCCCGGCGAACUCACCACUAUUGUUUGCCUGCCUCCCGGGCUACCAGGUUGGUGGAGAUGGGAUGCGUGUAGGAGGUGUGCUUAUGUGUGGAGACAGUGGUAGUUGGAGCCAUACAUUUCCACUAUGUUCAAGACCUGCUCCUAUCAAUGCCGCCUCCGGACUCUCCACGUGUGACCUUGAGGCAUCCUACUCGUCCAUUGUAACGGCGAUAACAGUGUAUGCUGUGCUGUUCAUCCUGGGUUGCAUGGGAACGCUAGGAUACCGCAACAGAGGUCUAGUGUGGCGGGCGGUGCAUAGAGCUGGGCGCAGAAUACGCACGCUGAACAAUAGGCUUCAUCCUUGCAGCUGGGCAGCGAAGCUUCGAACACCCGGUGGCGAUGGUAACACCAAUGGAACUAGGCGCACCCCGUACAUGCUCAGCAGGGCGUAUCGCAUCAGCCGAACAUCACUCUCCUCUCUCGUCAGCCGCCAUUAGACAAUUCCGUGCGCGUACCACCAACUACUGCCAUGCAAGCGUCCAGAAUAGGAGACAGCCAGCUAGCCAGGACACGAACAUAUACAAAUGGCCAAGACCAGUAGCAUCCGGUUGUCUGCGUGUCUUCAGUUUAGUGGUUGAAGAGUGCUCAUAUCUAGAUAAAUGCCGUGCCUCUAUGGGUGCUAGAUUGUAUGUCAUCUUGAAUCUGCUGUUAUUUCUGCAAAAAGUAUCUGGUUUGCAUGAGCCUCAGCCAGACUGAUUUGUUUGUUUUUUCUUUUAAAAGAACGCCAUUAUCCGGCCCCCGAGGUGAAGGUGAAGCCAGCGCAGCUCCUCAAGCCGCUGCAUGCAUGGGUAUGAGAUCACGGUUCAGCUCCACUACUACUCUGUGCUGGGUCUUUCUCGUUCACAUGCAUGUAGGGCAAGUAACUAUGUUGCUGUGAAAAUCACUGCAAUGCCAUUUGUACAUACAUGUACAUCAUACAAGUACUCAAAUCAAGUUCAACCCUAGUUUCAUUUGCAUCCGCUGGGCAAAUUGUACAAUACAAAAAAGAUCAGUUCAAUUCGACAUCGUCUGAGAGUGCAAUGUAGCGAUUCUGCUAUGCC
This is a messenger RNA of Sycon ciliatum, 2896 nucleotides long. RefSeq names its product tyrosine-protein phosphatase Lar-like. The transcript is spliced from 12 exons. The record is from RefSeq and is a predicted model, not a curated record. NCBI's taxonomy places the organism in Eukaryota, Metazoa, Porifera, Calcarea, Leucosolenida, Sycettidae. The coding region runs from base 314 to 2293 and encodes 659 amino acids. Gene Ontology annotation, molecular function: protein binding.